Molecule: messenger RNA, 1161 nt
Organism: Dichotomopilus funicola
Lineage: Eukaryota; Fungi; Ascomycota; Sordariomycetes; Sordariales; Chaetomiaceae
Product: RNA polymerase II transcription elongation factor-domain-containing protein
Exons: 2
Coding region: 1-1161 (386 amino acids)
Source: RefSeq, a predicted model, not a curated record
AUGGCUGCCCAGGGGCUUCUCGACCCGACAAAAACCGGGAAAUAUCCCGUUAUUCUUAGCGACGCCUUGCUUGGGAAAUCGUCGAAAGAAACAUACACAGGCGUUCGAUACAACCAUCGGCCAACUUUAUCCUCAGAUACCGCACCGAACACAGCACGCUUGAAAAAGUCCGGAAAAGACGACUCCUACAACCUCGGGUUCGACGACCGCGGAGACAAGUACCAAUACAACGGCGUCCGUACGACCGAUGACGACAACUAUGUCCUCAUAUUCGAUCCCGCCCGCAAGGCAUUUGUUCUGCAUCGCGUGGAUUCUACUUUCCACAUGAAUGUGACUCGCACGCCGGCUGACAGCAACGUUGAGAGCCUGCGCCAACAAUUCCCCCAACUCGAAGUCAAGACUGCCGCGACCCCGAAAAAGCUAAAAGGGAAGGCUGGUGACAAACCUGGGAAAUCAACCUCGGCCAAAUCAACGCCUACCAAGGCCAGAGGCGGCAGGAAUGUUGGUGGUGAUACAUCCAAGUCCAAAGCCGCCCCGGCCGAAAAGAGCAAGCCAUUGGAAUUGACGCUACCCGACCUCACUGCGCCCAAGAAGCAACCAGAAACUACGUUACCACAAACCGAAGAAAAGAAGCCGAAACGCCCUGCGUUAUCGCCUGUGGAAUCCGAGGAAGACGAUGACGAUGACGAUGGAGGCCUGACGGUCGAAUACCCCGAGGGCAACCCAGCCGCGUUCCGCGCGACGAGCCAGUAUGUACCGCCGUUCAAAGCCAUGACUCGGCGGUUCUCCGAAUUUGCCGCCGAGAGGGAGUCAGACGAAGACGAUUUCAACCCAAGCGCGACGACGGGCGGGUACGAGGCCGAGCAGCUCGAGGACCAAGGAUACGAGGAAGGAGACGAAUACGAGGAAGAGGAUGAUUACGACCAGCCCUUUCGGCAUAGUCCUCCUCAGCCGAAUCGAGCAGCCAGCCCCGUCGCCGUCGAGCCCGAUCGGUACACAUUUGAUGACGGGGACGAAGACGACGAUGGGGACGACGCCUUGGAGCAGGACAUUGGCGAUCUUGAAGCGGCGCUGGCGGCGGAGUUUGAACAAGUUCAGCAGAGCGGUGGGGAUGGAGAUGCCGGCCACCAGAGUGAUAGCUCGGUGAGCGAGGAGGAAUAA